AUUUUGGACUCUCCAAUAAUGCUUUAUCCCGAGCUCUCCAAAGAUUUCUAAGUAGGAAUCAACGUGUUCGUACUCUACUCGAAAAUAGCUUGAAAGAUUGGUGGUGAUCGUCCAAAUUGUAAUAGUGAGCCAACUACUUUGAUCACCUUUCAAAGUGGUAAAUAGUCCGAAAUGGUCGACCGAAGACAGGCCAUAGGGGCCCAAACAACAGUUGUCUUUUCCCUUAUCAUCCUUGUUGCAAUAGUCACAAUAACCAGAUGGACCAAUUCUUCUAUGAUAACAGGUUCAUUUCCAAAGAAAUCGAUACUCCUCGGAACAUCUCAGACAUAUUCAUCAGAAUUUGAUUGUUCCCGCAAUUGUUCAGACAUUUCACCUUUGGUUAACAUUAGUACAGGAAACAAUGUACCCUCAGAAUCAUGUCCAGAAUACUUUAAAUGGAUUCAUGAAGAUUUAAGACCAUGGGAAGUUACAGGAAUUACAAAGGAAAUGAUCGAAAAAGCGAAAAAAAAAGCACAUCUUAACUUAGUCAUAGUGGAUGGGAGAGUGUAUAUAGAAAAGUUUAAAAAGGCAUACCAUACUAGAGAUGCUGUGACAAUAUGGGGGAUUUUGCAGCUUCUUAGAAUGUACCCCGGGAAGCUACCGGACGUGGAUUUAAUGUUCGAGUGUGGUGACAGACCGGUGAUCAAAAAACAUGAUUAUGGAAGAUCGAAGGCUUUGAAGCCACCCACACCUAUGUUUCAUUACAGUGGAGAUGAUUCAAGUUUUGAUAUUGUUUUUCCUGACUGGUCCUUCUGGGGUUGGCCAGAGCUUAAUAUUUUACCAUGGGAAAUCUUGAAAGAGGAUUUGGAAGAAGCCAACAGCAGAAUCAAAUGGAGUGACAGAGAACCUUAUGCUUAUUGGAAAGGUAACCCCAGGUUGGGACUGGCAAGACGUGACUUAGUGAAAUGCAAUGCCUCCGACUGGAAUACUCGAAUUGACAAAGUGGAUUGGGGACAUGAGACAAAACAUGGAUUCAAAACUGCAGAUUUAGCUAGCCAAUGCACUCACAGAUACAAAAUAUACGUCGAAGGAGUUUCAUGGUCUGUCAGUGAAAAAUAUAUAUUAGCCUGUGAUUCCAUGAGUUUGAUCAUAAACCCUCAUUACUAUGAUUUUUUUACAAGAAGUUUGCUACCAACAAUCCAUUAUUGGCCAAUAAAUGAGCAGAGCAAGUGUGAAUCGAUCAAAUUCGCCGUUGAAUGGGGCAACAAACAUAUGAAUAAGGCACAAGAGAUUGGAAAGGCAGGGAGCAAAUACGUUCAAGAACAACUGAUAAUGAAAUAUGUUUAUGAUUACAUGUUCCAUCUGUUAAAUGAAUAUUCUAAACUCUUGAAAUAUAAACCAAGUGUACCAUUACGGGCUAUUGAAGUUUGUUCAGAGACAAUGGUUUGUUCUGUCGAAGGUUCAAUAAAGAAAUUUAGGAUAAAUUCAAUGGUGAAAGAUCCUGUAAAUUCAUCUCCCUGCACCAUGCCUUCGCCGUAUUAUCCUGCAGAACUAGAAGAUUUUCUUGGAAGGAAACAGAAUCUGACUCAGCAAGUUAGAACGUUGGAAGAAAGUGGAAAUUUGGAAUUGCAACCUUGAAAAUAUGAGGACUAGUUUGGUGCACAAUACUGCAUUGGACUGGACAUUAAAAGUAGGCAUCAUAUGAUUUAUUUUUUAUUUUUUUUGUCCUUCCAUUAAAUAUUUUUUGAUAGUGUUCGAUGCUACAUACAAAACAUACAUUUAUUGUUCUAAAUUACUCUUUCUCCUUUUGUGUGUGCAUGUGUAUGGGUGAGUGGGUCAUGGUUUGUACUUUUAAUCGAGUCAAUUUGAUUUUGAACUAAUGAUA
Olea europaea var. sylvestris is the source of this 1864-nucleotide messenger RNA. RefSeq names its product protein O-glucosyltransferase 1-like. Lineage: Eukaryota; Viridiplantae; Streptophyta; Magnoliopsida; Lamiales; Oleaceae. Bases 172 to 1617 code for a protein of 481 amino acids. The transcript is spliced from 8 exons. The record is from RefSeq and is a predicted model, not a curated record.